Molecule: messenger RNA, 1002 nt
Organism: Eimeria maxima
Lineage: Eukaryota; Apicomplexa; Conoidasida; Eucoccidiorida; Eimeriidae
Exons: 1
Coding region: 1-1002 (333 amino acids)
Source: RefSeq, a predicted model, not a curated record
AUGUCUAUAUAUGAGGGGAGGAAUGGAUGGCGAGGCAGCCAGCUGCUGCUGCAGUUUCAUUACCGCCUUAAACUUAAUUUGCUGCCUGCAGCAGAUGCAGCACUAGCAAGAGCAGUAAAGGAGCGUCAGCUGCAGCAGCUGCAGCAGCAGCAGCAGCAGCAGCAGCAAGGGAGGCAACAAGGUUUGUCUUUUCCUGUGUUGUCUCCAGAAGAAACAGACAGCGUUGCUGCUGCUGUGCAGCAGCAGCAACAGCAGCAGCAACAACAGCAGCAGCUGCUGCUGACGCUGCUGCCUCGUGAGCACUUGCAAGAGAACUUGAGAGAAGAUCUAAAAAGCAUAGGGUGGGGCCCUCCUGCUGCUGCUGCAGCAGCAGCAGCAGCAGCAAACGGGGAUUAUUUAUCUCCAGCAAACUCUAGCGACAGCAUCUCCGUAGCGGCAGCAGCAACAGCAGCAACAGAAGCAGCAGAUGCAGCAGCAGACACACCAGCAGCAGAACAGCAGAACGACUUUGAUGUUGCAGCCGCUGCCCAGCAACAACAGCAGCAGCAGCAGCAGCAGGAGCAGCAGCUGCUGCAACAGCAACAGCAACAGCAGCAGCAGGAAGAGGAAAUCGAAGCAUUGAAGGAAAAGAUAGCAAGCUUAGAGCUGCAGCAGCAGCUGCAGCAGCGCGAGUGUGCAGCAGCAACUGCAGCAGCUGCUGCAUUGCAGCAGCAGGUGCAGCAACUGCAGCAAGACAAUCGAUAUCUGCGCAUGCAUUUCCGACGGGGCUUUGUUAUUAACAGCACCCCUGCUGCAGCAGAUAAGACAGAGCAGCAGCAGCAGCAGCAACAGCAGCAAGAUAGCAGCAAGGAUUCUACACGCAGCAGCACAGAUUUGCUGCAGCAGAAACUUGCAGUGUAUAGGCAGCAGCUGAUGCUGCUGUAUGAGGAAAAUCAAAGGUAUAAAGGGCAGCUUACAGCGCAGCAGCAGCAGCAACAGCAGCAGCAGCAACAACAGCAGUAG